Sphenostylis stenocarpa is the source of this 1296-nucleotide messenger RNA. Lineage: Eukaryota; Viridiplantae; Streptophyta; Magnoliopsida; Fabales; Fabaceae. The record is from the annotation of a GenBank genome assembly.
AUGGAACCAUGGGGUGCUCAUCAUCGAGUCAUGUUUAUUGGUCAUGAGGAAGAUGGAACUCCUUCUGAUACUUCUAAGGGAGAUGAAUCAAAUGAUGAAGAAGAAAAACUUGUCAAAGCUGAACCUGUGUUUGUGCCAGAAAUUAAGAAAAGGAAACGCCUUAGCCUUAGUCAGCUUAAAGAGGUGAAAGAAGAGUCAUCUGGGAAGAAAUGCAUUAGCAAGCUUAAAAAAAAGAAGAAUGAAAGUAGGGACAGAUGGUCAGCUGAGAGGUAUCAGUUGGCUGAGCAAAACAUGUGGGAGGUGCUAAAGUCCGAAGGGGCCACAUUUGAAAACCCAAUAACCCGACCUGCACUAAGAUUGGCUGCCCGGAAACACAUUGGAGAUACUGGACUUUUAGACCACUUGCUGAAGCACAUUGAUGGUAAAGUGGCACCUGGAGGUACUGAGCGAUUCCGAAGAUGGUUCAACACCAAUGGAAUCAUGGAGUAUUGGCUAGAGAGUGCUGACUUGGAGAAGGUGCGCCAGGAGGCUGGGGUGCAGGACCCUUACUGGAUACCACCAUCUACGUUUAGGGCAGGCAGUACACCCUCUCAGAAUACUGAUUCAUCUAGUGAAUUGAAACAGCUUAAAACAGAAUUGGCACAAAUGAAGAAAGAUAUGUUUGAGCUCAUUUCUGUUAAGGAGGAGAAAAGUGAUAUUAAUAUGGAGGAUACAUACAAGGAUUUUGUGAAGUGGAAAGCUAUGACUGACCAUCGCCUGACUGAAAUUAUUACUUCUUUGAAGAGUGUGCAGGGGAGGUAUGGUGAAUUGAUGAUUUGGAAAACUAAAGUUGAGCAACAACUUGUGGAAAUAACUAAUAAAUUGAAUGAUCUUCAAGCAUCCAGGGAGUGUACAACUUUUAGUCCUCCUUCAGAGAGGUGGAAAGAUUGGAUUGAAAGCACCAACCUAGAUAAUAUUCAGGAAGAUGCAUUUGCAACUUGGAUUGGAAAUCCAGAGCUACUUAAUGUUCCCCAAGAGGUUAUACCUGAAGAUCCCAACACAGCCAUACCAACACAGCUACCCUAUGAAGAACUGACUAAGAAAAGUGAUGUGCUGGAGCUGGAACCUGUUAAACUAGAAGAUCAACCUAAUGUGACCCCCGAUUCUUCUACAACUGUUAAUUCAAAGUCAGACCUUGACAACUCAUUGAUUAUGUUUCAGGAAAUGUUUAUGGAUUUAUACAAAUGGAAAGAAAAAAUGGAACAGCAGCUGAUGGAGGUAUCAAAUACAGUAUAUGGCAUGCUGGCAUUGAAGUAG